Messenger RNA from Mobula hypostoma (lesser devil ray), 11102 nucleotides. It is a transcript of the gene reck, whose product is annotated as reversion-inducing-cysteine-rich protein with kazal motifs. The record is from RefSeq and is a predicted model, not a curated record. The coding region runs from base 362 to 3229 and encodes 955 amino acids. The transcript is spliced from 26 exons. Gene Ontology annotation, molecular function: protein binding; metalloendopeptidase inhibitor activity. Gene Ontology annotation, cellular component: plasma membrane. Gene Ontology annotation, biological process: blood vessel maturation; extracellular matrix organization; sprouting angiogenesis. NCBI's taxonomy places the organism in Eukaryota, Metazoa, Chordata, Chondrichthyes, Myliobatiformes, Myliobatidae.
GACGUUGCACCGCCGCCCGCAAAGUUUGUGCUGGAGCCGGGGAGAGGGGGAUCUGCCGGUGGGAGCGGGAGAGUGGCCGUCACCGCUCCAGCAGGUAAAUAUUCUCAACUAAGUUCAGAUGGAACGGCUUGUGUAGACUUCUGUGAAUAUUUCUAACAGGGAAUCAAGUUAAUAAGUUAUUGAUUCAGAAUAUUAUACUUUAUAAAUCACUGCGGUGGAGGUACACCUUCAGCAAAAGCAAGAGGGUAAAUGGGACCCUCCGGGAGAUGCUACCUUCUACAACCAUCAUUGAUGCUGCCUGACCUGAGUAGUUACAGCGACAUCAUUGUUCCACCACAUACCUCAGUGUAGCCUUUUCCUCAUGGCCUACAGCAGCAGGCUAGCAGUUUCGUUACUAUUUUUGGUGCUGAUGAUCUUCAGAUGUGGAGCUGAAGAAGCAUCAUGUUGUUACCAAGCAAGAGAAUAUCCAAUUUGCAGAGAUGUCUGUGAUCAGCUUACAUCCACAAAAAGUGAAGAUCGAUUGAAGUAUCUGCUGCAGCGGUUGCCUGGCUACUGUCCCGAGUCAAUGCUUGAUUUCUGGGUUUGCAUCAACGCUUCUUUGCCUGGAGCACCAAGAAAGUCAGAAGGCUGGGUUGGCCUGGGGUGUUGUGAACUCGCCAUUUCCUUGGACUGUCGACGUGCAUGUAAGCAGGCUUCUUCAAAGAAUGAUCUUAAGGACUGUCGAAAGGAAUUUGAGACUGCAUUUUUCAGUUGCGUCAACAGAAAUGAGAUGGGAUCUUUAUGCUGCAGCUAUGCGGGUCGGCAUACAAACUGUCGAGAAUACUGCCACGCUAUUUUCCGGACAGAUUCUUCUCCCACACAAUCGCAGAUUAAAGCUGUGGAAAACUAUUGUGCCUCCAUCAGCCCACAGCUUAUUCAAUGUGUUGACAAUUACACUCGCUCGUAUCCAAUGAAAAAUCCUGUUGAUAGUUUAUACUGCUGUGACAGAGCAGAAGACUUUGCUUGUCAGACCACAUGUCGAAAAGUACUGAUGACAAAGUCCACUGAUCAAGAAAUUGUUGAUGGACUUAUCGAAGGCUGUAAGAAAAUGCCUCUGCCUCAGGAUCCACUGUGGCAAUGCUUUUUAGAAAGUUCCGGAUCAAGUAAUCCAGAUAACAGCACGAAUGGAUUGCCUGCCACAGCUGUUGAUGGUGCCAAAUUGCACUGUUGUUCCAAAGCAAAUACUUCCAUCUGCAGAGAUCUGUGUAUCAAGUUGUACAGCACCAGAUGGGGGAGCACAACUCACUGGCAAGAAUUUGACAGAAUCUGUGAAUAUAACCGUCUGGAAGCCGCCAUGUUUACAUGUCUGGCUGAUAUACGAGAGCCGUGUCAACUGGGUUGUCAAAAUCUCAAAUACUGCACUAAUUUUAAUAACAGACCCACAGAGUUGUUUCGAAGUUGCAAUGCUCAGUCAGAUCAAGGAGCCAAGAAUGACAUGAAACUGUGGGAGAAAGGGACCAUCAAAAUGCCAUUUAUGAAUAUUCCUGUACAAGAUAUUAAGACCUGCCAGCCGGAAAUGUGGAAAGCUAUUGCCUGUUCCUUACAGAUCAAGCCAUGCUACAGCAAGUCUGGAGGAAGCAUCUGCAAGUCAGACUGCGUAGAAAUUCUUACAAAUUGCGGAGAUCACAGUAAAUUUCCAGCUGGACAAACUGCCGAAACCAUCUGCAAUCAAUUAUCCCCAAAUGAUGACCACAAGAAUUGCAUCCCGCUGAAAAAUUACCUUGCUCCUAGUCCAUUCCACAGUACUGUGGCAGAGGUGAUACAUCCAUGUAAUCCAAACGCCUGUCCCAACAACUAUGUGUGUGAAGUAAAUCGAAAGGGUUGCCAGGCUGGACAAGAUUGUCUUCCCUAUUUGUGUGUCCCAGGAUGCAAGCUGGGGGAAGCUUCGGAUUUCCUGGUGCGGCAAGGCACCGUCAUUCAGCUACCUGUCACGAGCGGAGAAAUGGGUUGUUACAGAGUGUGCACGUGUGGCCCAAGUGGACGGCUGGAAAACUGUUUGGAGAUGCCCUGUAUUGAUGUGCAAAAGACUUGCAUAGUUGGAGGCCAGAGGAAAAGCCAUGGGACAUCUUUUAAAGUGGACUGCAACACGUGCUCAUGUUUUGCAGGGGUGCUGAUCUGUUCAAACCGUCAGUGUUUGACUGAAUACAGUUCUCUAAUUGAUCGGACAAUGUUCACAGGUCUACCAUGUAAUUGUGCUGACCAGUUCGUUCCUGUUUGUGCCCACAAUGGACGUACUUACCCAAGUGCCUGUAUCGCACGAUGUGUUGGAUUGCAGGAUAGUCAGUUUGAAUUUGGAUCCUGUGCAUCCAAAGACCCGUGCAUCUCUCAUCGAUGUUCCAAAAGUCAAAGGUGUAUUCCAAAGCCAAAAGUUUGUCUGACCAGCAUUGAACUAUUUGAAUGUGAUCAGUACGAGUGUAUCUCAAAAUUAGUGAACUGUGAGCUGCUUCCUGUUGAACCGGUUUGUGAUACAGAAAAUAUAGAACACUCCAAUCGAUGUGCCUUGUACCAAAGAUCCAAAUCUUUGUCCUAUGUGGGCCCAUGCCAGGAUAUGUGUGGAAAGCAACCAGUUUGUGGCCACAACGGUGAGACCUACGAUAACGUGUGUGCUGCCUACUCGGAUCGUGUGGCAGUGGACUAUAUCGGACUUUGCCAAGCUGUGGGCAUUCGUCCCGAAUAUAAUUCUCACCCCGAGUGCUCAAAUGUCAUCUGUUCACCACUGCCUAGCAAUGGAUGCAAGCCCGUCACUCCACCUGGUGCCUGCUGUCCAUUAUGUGCUGGAAUGCUGCGGGUAUUAUGGAGCAAGGACCAGCUGGACAGCCUUGCCAAGUUAAAUGGAGGAAGACCAGUUUCUGUACACGACAUCCUUUACACUUUACGAAUCCACGUAUCGGUGCCUCAGUGUGAUGUCUUUGGAUACCUAAGUAUAGAAUCAGACCUUGUCAUCCUCAUCAUUCCAGUUGACCAAGGUCCAACAACACUACAGAUUGAAGCUUGCAAUAAAGAGGCUGAAAAGAUAGACUCUCUGAUCCAAUCUGCCAGUCCAGCUCUAAUGGCCCACGUCCCGCUGUCAGCACUCACUACCUCACAGGUGCAAGUUUCGUCAACAGACUCGUCUGACACUGCAGUGACAAUCCUCUCCUCAGCUGCACUUUUACUAAACCUAAUUGUUGCUUUGUCGGGGUUAUUAUAAUUCCAGUUGUUUUCCUACCCGAGCAAGGCUACAUUCACUUUGCCUUUGAACUACAACCAGAAGGUGUACUUUAAUGACUGAGCUACAAAUCUCAACAUAGAAACAAAAGAGGUAAAAAAAAAAGAAAGCCAAUGAGAUACACAAAGCUUAAACUUCAGUACUUUUUAAGUAGUAGUCCAAAAUAUAUCUUUAUACAAACCUUUUAAUGAAGGGUGUGUCUAUUGUAUUUAAAAUGAAAGCUGUUCAAGAUAGCUAAUAAUUUUAAUGUGUUUAUUUUUGUGAGAAGUUUGAAAGAAUUUGCAUCUUAGUGUACAGCAAUUUGCAAGUGCAGAGUGCAACAGGGAAUUGGGCCUAAAGUAAGAAAUAACCGAGCUCACUACCUUUACUAAUUUAUCAAUUCUACCAGCAGAUCUGUCAAGCACAUUGAAACUUUAACGGAGGUACACUCAGUGGCUACUUUAUUAGGUACAGAAGUGGAACCUGGUUUGGUCUUCUGCUGCUGUAGCCCAUGCACUUCAAGGUUCAAUGUGUUGUGUGUUCAGAGAUGGUGUUCUGUUGUAAUAGACAUUGUUAUUUCGGUUUCUGUCGCCUUCCUGUCAGCCUGAACCAGUCUGGCCAUUCUUCUCUAACCUUUCUCAUUGACAAGGUGUUUUUGGCCACAGAACUGCCACUCACUGGAUUUUUUUUGUUUUUUGCACCACUGUCUGGAAACUCUAGACACUGUUGUGUGUGAAAAUCCCAGGAGAUCAGCAGUUUGAGAUACUCAAACCACUGCGUCUGGCACCAACAAUCAUUCCACGGUCAAAGUCACUUAGAUCACUUUUCUUCCCCAUUCUGAUGUUUGAUCUGUACAACAACUGAACCUCUUCACCAUGUCUGCAUUGAGUUGCUGCCACAUGAUUGGCUGAUUAGAUUUUUGCAGUAAUGAGCAGGUGUACUGAUGUAACUAAUAAAGUGGCCACUGUGUGUAGUUUAUACUUUCAGACCCACAGUUACGUAGAAUAUACAGCAUAGAAACUGACCAUGUGGGCUAACCGGUCUGCGUCGUGUUUAAACUUCACAUGAACUUCCUGCUAUCCUGCCUGCUGUCUUGUCUAUUCUUUACAUCUGUUACUGGUUUCUACUUCAGAGUUCCCUAUUCUCAACACUUUGUUAAAGGUCACAUAAAUUGGAAAAAAAAAUUUUAAAAAUAUUUAAUUUUAUUCCACCAAGUAAAAAAAUAUACUUUUCCAUCAUAUAUUUUGACCAUUACCAGAAUUUCUUUCAAAACAAAUAUGAUUAAUUCUCCUGGAAUAAGCCAUAUUACUAAUCAGUUAAUGUACAAGGAUACCACAUGCUCUAUGGUAACCUCUUCCAAUGCAGUACAAUCCAAUGUAUGUUCUGUACAGAACUCCACUUAUAAGCUACCUUCUUUAUUUGACUUCAACCUAUUUAUUUUACUUUUUUUGUUUUGAAUUUGUAUUUAAAUCAUCAAAACUUCUUCACAGUAUUAAUUCCAUUUUACUGGCUGCUUUCCACUUUCUUUCAAUUGAUUGCAUUCAGCAUUCACUGCCUUUACUAUGAGUUUUUCUUGAAAAUUGUUUUUUACUGUUAAUUUUAAUAUCCUUCUCUUGGCCUUAUCGUAUUGAUCCUCGUGCUAUAAUUGCUUUAGCUGGUGUUCCUCCUGUAUCAUGUUUAAUCGUUAUAAAACUCUAAAACUGCGUUUUUUAGAGUCUCUUGUUUAGAAAUUCCGAUGGUUCGGCAUCAGGCUCUCCUGGUUGUUCCCCAUGUGUGUAUCUCGUACUUCCUUUAAAAUCUCCAUGAACACUGGAAAAGUUCUUAUACUUAAAAAAAAAUGAAUUUGGGUAUUUUGUGAAACUUUUCUAAUAGGGAAUUAACCUUUCCUCAGGAAGUAGAACUAGGUUAAAUCAAUUGUGAUAUCCGGUCCUCCAAAAAAUCUCCAAAGUCCUGAGGGUUCAAAGUAAAUUUAUUUGGGUGUCAGAUUGUUGGAGUUUUCCUUAAAUCUUCAUAUUAGCUAUUUUGUUUUAAACUAUCAAUUUUGCUGUGCCAUUAGGUCACCGCUACUGUUUGUCCGACUGUCUCUUUGGUCUACCCUAUCUCUUUUAAAAGACAUUACUUUUCAGCUUUCAAAAUACACGUCCACUUUCCUUUUGUAUUUAUUAUUCAAAACUCGAAGUUCCCAAUGAAUUUCAUAAAUGCUGCACAUAGCCUUCAACCACACAAAAUGCUCGAGGAAUUCAGCAGGUCAGGCAGCAACUAUGGAGGGAAAAUGAACAGUUGAAGUUUCAGGCUGAGACCCGUCAUCAAGGCUGAAGAAGGAUCUCGGCCCAAAAUAUCAACCGUUCAUUUCCCUCCAUUAAUGCUGCCUCACCUGAGUUCCUCCAGCAUGUUGUGUGUGCUGCUCAAGAUUUCUAACAUCUGCAGAAUCUCUUCUAUCUGUGUAGUUAUAAAGAUUUCUUUUAAAUCUUGACUUUGAAAUAAAUAAUGAUUGAAUGAAUAAUUCUGUUUCUAAGUGUGCUUCUACAAUCUAUAGACAAAUCUGGCUAUCUGCAUCUAGAAUAAGGAGUUAUAGUAAUCUGAAAUAUGCUGCUGAAAAGCAGAUGGAUUAAUAUUUAAAUGGGAAACGGAUAAACAUUUAAAGAAAAAUAUUUGUUGGAUUGUAAGGAAAGUGCAGAGGGACGAGUUUAAGUACAUGUAAUAAAUUGGAACAGAUUCAGGUUGUGCAAAUCAUAAACAGGAGAUUCUGCAGAUGCUCAGCAGGUCAAGCAGCAUCUAUGGAGGGGAAUAAACAAGUUAACGUUUUGAGCCGAGAUGCUUCGUGACUGUUUAUCCCUCCCCCUUAGAUGCUGCCUGACCUCCUGAGUUCCUCCAACAUUUUGUGUCUGUUACUCUGGGUGUGCAUUAUACUUUUAUUGCCAGGAUAGAAAGGAUAAAUUUCAUUUUUGACUCACAAGAAGGUUAAAAAAAUUGUGGCUUGGGUGGAAGUUUAUUUAGGGUCAAUGGAGAGUAGAACAUCUAUUAAAGCAGAAUUCUUUGGAACCAAAUUGCUAACUUUUGGCAGAUAAACCAUUAAUGGAAUUUAAGAAAUUUGACAUCAAUCUGACUACUCUUUGUUUCAGUAGCUAAUUCCGUUAAUUCUUCACUGACGUGGGCUCUGUGUAAGUUCAGUGUUUUCAACACUACCUGUCGUCACUCAACCACAACUCAGUAAUUUUGUGCUCUCUUUAACUUUAUGUAGUUUUUCCUAGAAAUAUAUAUAUGUUUAUUAUCAUUGUACUAAAGAGUUUACAUCCUAAUCAGUAUUACAAGCGAAGUUAUGUUUGAAGGAAAUGGUAGCACUUUUAUUGUAAAGAGCAUGAACAAGUUUAUUAUUAAUGACUGUGUAUGUAUAUCCUCAUAGUCAUCGCCACCUGAUCCCUGAAAUAGCAAAACUCAUAUGAAAUAGAACACUACCGAUGAGUUCCGAUCUUUAACUGGUGCCAUUUUUACCUUGCGUUUAAUUUGGACAAAAUCCUUACAAUGUGGAUUGAUUUUUAAGAGCUGUUACUUCCUUGACUCAAUAUGCCCCAGGUCAUUGUGAGCAGAGUAGGCCGUAAGGGUUCGUGUGAUGUGCUGUGAUAAAUGAAGUAAAAUGCAACCCAAAUAACUAUCUCACUUGCUUCCUCGUCAGGACAUGAGUUCAGAAUCCAGGCGCAUUGAUAUAGUUGCAGCACUAAAAAAAUGUUAGUGUUGUCUUGCAAAAAAGGACUUAAAAUUUGAACAUUUUUGUUGAAGUUAAUGUAAGAAAUAAAUUGGCACUAUUCCAAAAGACAUAGUUUCAGAAUUAGGCCAUUUGGCCCAUCGAGUCUGUUCCACCAUUCCAUCAUGGCUGAUUUACUAUCCCACUCAACUGCAUUCUCCUGCCUUCUCCCUGUAACCUUUGACACCCUUAUUAGUAAGUAGUAAUUGAGAGCCUAUGGACCUCUGUUUUAAAUAUACUCAAUGACUUGGCCUCCACGCCUGUCUGUGACAAUGAAUUCCACAGAUUCAUUAUCUGGCUAAAGAAAUUCCUCCUCGUCUCAGCCCUAAAUGGACAUUCUGAGGCUGUGACUUCUCAUCGUAGACUCACCCACCAUAGGAAACAUUGUCUCCACAUCCACUCUGUCUAGCCCUUUCAGUAUUUGACAGGUUUCAUUCUUCUAAGCUCCAGUGAGUACAGCAUCAAAUACGUACUAAAAGCAAACUAAUUUAGUUCCUCAUGAUUCUGAUCAACUUUUUUUCCCUAAACCAAUACAGACGGAAAAACUAUCUGGCUAUUUAUAUCAUUACUGUUCACUAAACAAAGUGCAACUUACCACAUCAUUCACCAGUAUGACAGCAGUCAUUAUCAUUAAGUGCCAUGUCGUAUGACAUGGGCAAUCAUAAUCUUCCAUUUGUCUUUAAUCUUAGAGGUUCUAAUAAGUUCCUCAAGAGUUCUUGCCCGUCCAUCCCUUGAUGUAACUCACAACUUUUUCUUCCAUUAGUAACAGUAGUAACAUUUGUAAAAUAUUUUCACUACCUGGAGAGUGCUUUAAAUUGACUUAAGCAUGUAUAAAGUGCUACAUUAAUUCAAGUUCUUUCCUGGAUGUUCUCUUUCCAGAGAAGUGUUCUAAAUUACAGACAGGAAUUGUAAGCAAUGCUCCAAUCCCUAGCCAUAAUCCUCAGAAUCUUCAACCAUAACAAUACGUUUAAACACAAAGUACAAUUGCACUACAGCUUUGAAUUGCGUAACAAUGUUAAUACCUUUCUGUUUACUACAGAUAACUGUGCUUAGGCUAUCUUUUAAUUAUUUACAACAUGAUGAAAUAAUUUAAUUUUUAUUUGAAACAGAUAGAAAGUAUAAUUACCAUUUCCCUAGUGUGUAGUCACAGCAGUGGACUUGAAAGCACUACAAUGAAGUUGCGAAAACACCACUAUCUAAUGUAGUUAUUAAGAAUUAAGGUUAGGAAUAUCAAACCCAUCUAACUAUCUUCAAAACUGAUCAUAUUUUCUAUGAAUUAUAUUCAUAGGAGCAGUGUUAAUUGUGUUUCAUAUCUCUCUGUGCUUUUAAAGCAGAGGUUCCCAACCUUUUUUUUAAGCCAAGGACCCCUUGGGGUCUGUGGACCAGACCGCAGGCUGGGAAUCCUUGAUUUAAAGGUUGUUCUGAGGACCAGAAAGUUUCACGCACUCUACAGACUCUGGUGGGUUUCACAAAAGACAGAAAUUCGAGUAUGUUCAGGCAAUGUAACCCAACCUUUCCCAAAUCCUACAUCUAACAGCUUGAGCACCUCGUGUAAAAUUAUCAGAAGCCAAUUCCAUUCCAUACCCAUGAUUGGUUUUGAUAAUCUAUGCAAUGUGCAGCUAUCAUACUUUGAGUCUGCACAUAACUCCCAAAUAUGACCAAAAUAAUACUUCAGAAAUUUAGUAUUAAUCCUUCCCAUUGUAGAGUUUCAAAAUGUCCUAAAUCGGGUAAGACUCUUAUAAUCUUGGUAUUGAAACCCUGAUGGUUCAAGCAUUACCCCAGUAAUGUCUGUCAUUAUUGAGAAUCACCAGGUGCACUCACUGAGGCCUCUGCUCCCUUCUCUCUCACUGGGGCCCCAGAUUCCAUUCUCCUUUCCCAACCACAGAGACCCUGGUUUCCAUGAGCCCUUCAACAUACCAGAGUUACCUUUAUUACACUGCUGCCCUAGUUCUCACAUUCCCUUGCCCUCAAUGGAAUCAUGAUGUCCACACUCUCAGAGGCCACAGUUCCCAAGCUCUCUUCAGUCCUGCUCAUGCUUCCCCCUGCUGCCCUCCAACUUAACUGGUCCAUUAGAAAAUUUAUCCUUCUCUGUAAUGUCUUAAAAAUGGUUAAAAUGAUUUCCACUAGUCCAGAAAAUCUGUCAGUCUGGUGCCACCGAGGUCCCCACAUGCCAGAUUAUUGGAGUUUAACUGUAUUGGAAUGUAAUAACUACUCUGGUUUACCGUGAUUAAAUGUGAACUUCUGUGAAAUGUCAGUAGGCACUAUGUCAAUAUUUUCACCCAAAUAUCCCUUAAUGAAAGCAAAUCACUUAAAUUAUUUAAUUAAAAAUCAACAUUAACAGCUCAACAGAUCACUAGUGUGUCCGGAUGAAGGGUCAUGGCUCAAAAUUUCAACUGUUUAUUCCCCUCUAUAGAUGCCCCCUGAUCUACUGAGUUCCUCCUGCAUUGUGUGUGUGUUGCUGUAGAUUUCCAGCAUCUGUAGAAUCUUUUGAGUUUAUCAGUUUCCUGAUUUAUCUGCAUAGCAAUAAGUUAUGAAACUUCAAAAUGCAAAUUCAGGUUUACUGCGGUGCCCGCCCUUUUCUAGAGUUCACAAAAUUUGGAGGAAGUCAUACACAGCUUUUAAACUUCUUACGUAAAACUACACCUCACAUGGUUCCAUUGUUUUCUCCUGAUGUGAGGCAGCUAAAGUAAUCUUCAUGCAAAUUGCAGUGCAUUUGUAGCAAAUCAAUUCAACUGUCAGCCACACAGAACCAAAUCAUUCCUUCUAAACUCGGGCCACCUAUUCCUGACAACAUCCUCUUUUGUGCACUUUCCCGUACACUCUUUCAUUGAGAGCAUUUCGGUUUUCUGUUUUCUUGCAAAAUCUCACUAUUAGACCAUAAGACUUUAAGACAUUGGAGCAGAAUUGGGCCAUUUGUCCCAUUAAGUCUGCUCUGCCAUUCCAUUGUGGCUGAUUUAUAUAUGACAUUAAUUCAAUCCAUCUAAGGAUUUUGUACAAAAUCAAGUUUUAUUUGAAAUAAGAUUUAGGUGCUUCUUCUUAAGAAAAAAGAUUUGUUCAUGCUCCUUUAAGUGAUACCAAAAAAAGAAAAUAAAUUAAACCAUGAAAUUUGAUUAGAAUGGAAUACAUUUUCUGCAAAUAUUUGAAAUGAAAUAUAUUGAAGUUUAAGAAGACUUGUAAUGAAGGAGAGUUUUGCACAGUAAUUCACCAGUGUUGCCUUUUUAAAAGUUUUAAUUGAUAUUUGUACAUUGCAGAAAAUGUAUUUUAAAUGGUUGCUUUUUCAGUUAAAGGGGAAGGAAUGCAGGGAGGGUGGGAGAUAUUAAAUAUAUAUAUAUAGAAAAUUUUGAAUAUGUAACUUUCCUUCCCCUUUAAGAAUUACAAUUUUUACUCAAGUAGUGAGUUUUGAAGGUGUGAAAAUAUUUUUUUGCUGUAUUUUAAGGCCAUUAUAUAUCUAUAACAGCACACAAAUGCAGGAUCUAGCAAAUUUCCAGAUUCUUGCUUCAUUUUAAAUGAAUUUUUCCAAGUUUAUCAGAAAGCGUCCCUCUCUUUGAGUAACAGAAUUGCUCUCUACUUUUGCUCAGAGCCAUGGCUAUAGUAUGACAAUCAUUUAAAUGUAUAAAAUAAGCUGGAAUUUAUUAUUUUAAUUAUCCUUGAAAGGUAAAAAAAAUGAAGUGUUAAUUAAUGGGCUGGAGCUGAAAUAUUUAUAGUGUAUAUGAUAUUUAAAUUCUUAUGAAGGUUUUGAGAUACAACUUUAUGAAGUGCCAUAUGAAAGUAUUAAUGCGUGCUAACUGAUGGAGCAUUUUCAACUUCAAUCCAUUUCUAAAAUGAGUGACAUUGUACUGUCAAGCUGAAUGUUGUGCACCAUCUUCACCUCUACCUUUUGCUCUUUAUUUUUGUACCUGGUGCGCACACGAGCCUGUCUUUUAUAUGAAGUCAGUUUUAUAUCUUCAGUAUUAUUUCAUAAGUACCUUCCAGAAAAUUUGUUUUCAAAUGGAAGAUGUGCAAAAAAAAAGAUUUUUGUCUAUUUUUAGAUUUUGUGAACUUGUAGGCACUUAAUGUAGACAAUGUAUCACAGUACAAGGACUAGUUUUCCUUGGAAAAAUACCAGUAUUUAUGUUAUAUAUGUUAAUUCUAAUA